UCUUUUUUUUUAAGUCUCUUCUCAUGUUACACAGCACAUUCCUCUCCAAACCUCCACUCUGCUUUUCCUUCCACCAUCCUCCUGCAAUGUGUUGCUAGAGAUCAGAGCUUUGUUCUGAGACUUUUGAAACUUUGCAAUGGAAACUCAAGAAUAAACCCAGGCAAAGUCACUAAACAAUGUGAUUUUGGAUGCAUCUCAUGGACACACUGGUCCAGUUAAGAUGAGAGUAACUUCAAGAACGUGCGUAUACAUGCAGGAAUAAAAAUGUGUUUGCAUGGAUGAGGAGUGCAGGAAUGAAGAUGCUGUGACUGGACAGACGAAACACAUUAGACUUCUAUCAGUGGUGUUUAUAAUGGCUUUAAGAGUGUGGUUGAAGUUCAGACUAAAAUGUCGGUUUGUGGUGGCCUUCCUGUUUUUCUUCAGUCUAUCAGUGGUGAUGAUAUACACCCUCCCUCCUUUCCCAUCUGAGCAGAGCAAGCUGAACGUACGGGGCCCCCGCAAUAACAAACCCAGCAGACUGGUCAAGAAGUUGCCGCUGAGACUCUAUCUACCAACGUCUUCAUACGUACACAGCAAAACCUGGAAGAACCCUGAAAUGAAAGAUUCUGCUAAAGGUCUCUUGAUGGUCAGCCAUCACCAACAAUCAUUUUCCUCUGGAAAAACAGCAGAGAAAAAAGUAGCAACCAAAAAGCCUGCAAAAAGUAAAGCAAACAAAAAAGAACAAUAUCUGCAGAACAUAAACAAGCAUUCAGUCAAGCCAUUUGCAGCCCGUGCCAAAAGAGGGCGAGUUGUUAAAUUAGGAAAUAGCAGGAACUCUAACCAAACCAUCCAUCUUCUUCACUCCAGACAUGACCCAGCAUUUCCCCAGUCUGCCAGCAUCCAAAGCCUCCACCCAAACAACAAGACAUGCAGGCACAAAUGCACUCCAGAUGAGGCCAAAGCAGAGACAUUCGUAGGGCAGCUCACUGAUGCACAGCAGGUGGUAAAACUGAAACAGGCACCUGGACUAGCAGGAACAAAUGAAAAACAAGCAGGACCCUUUGAGAGGAAGAGGCCCCAAAUCAGAGCAGAAACCAAUGACGGGAUUCCAGAAGAGGCUGGCAUUAAGGUGUCAGCCAAUGACUGGUGCAAGACAAUCUCUGAAGAGACUUUCAUUGAAAACUGGAACCAAACCAAAACAGAGUCUCUACCCUGGCUCAGUGAGGAUGAUAUAAAAAAGAUGGCACUUCUCUCCAGAGGCACAGUGUUGAGUAAAGCCAGGCUUCCAGGCCAUGGACAAGUCCUUCAGGUUAGAUUUAGUGAGAAAAAAGACAUAUUUGUCCCUACAGGGGACAAUCGUAUUACACGCUGUGAGACAGGACAUUGUGCACUCAUAAAACGUCCCAAUGACUGGUUCGAAGUGGUUGCCUUUCACCUGGACAGAGUUCUGGGUCUAAACCGGAGCUUGCCCGCAGUGUUGAGAACAUUCCACAGUGAGAUUCUACCUUACAAAUACACCAAUGGGUCUCCUAGACCAGUGAUAUGGUGGGAUCCCAGCAUACAACAUCUGUCAGAUGCUGAGAAUGACCAGAACUCUUUCUCACUUACUUGGACACAGUAUCAGACUCUACUUCAGAGCAGGUGUGGUACUCGGGUGCCACUUAACUUUACAAGCUGUGUGGGAGUUCAUCAUUCAGAGUGGGGGCGGCUAGCCUUGUUUGACUUCUUGCUUCAGGUGAAUGACAGAUUAGACCGGUCUUGCUGUGGUUUCAGACCAGACCCAUCAGAACUCUGUGUAGAAAACCUUCUGCAUGUCAAAUGUGGAAACCCAAAGGACUUAAAUUUGGUGCACAUCUUGGUUCAGAAGACAGAACCAUCCAGACUGGUUUUUAUUGACAAUGCAGGAAGACCUCAUCAACCACAGGACAACCUCAACUUCAGACUGCUUGAAGGUAUUGAUGAGUUUCCAGAGCGGGCCGUUUCAGUGCUGCAAUCAGGAUGUCUGGAGAGGAUGCUCCUUCGUUCCCUGUCUGUGGAUCGGGAAUUCUGGGUGAGCAGAGGAAAAGCGUCCGGACUCAAAUCUAUCAUCCGGCACGUAGAGCAAAGAGCCAAGGCCCUCCUCCAGUAUAUACAAAAGAAGAAAGUGCGACUCAGCAGAGAUCUUUAACUUUCACAUGAAGAGAUUCUCUUAUAUUGUAAAAAUAAUUACUGAAUUCUUAGAAGACAAAAAUGUUAAUGGAAAUAUUUUGCUUUGAUUUUAAUCAUCCUGUUUCAUUUAUGCAAUUUUGUUCAUUAAGUCUUGUUUUGUUGUGCUGUUUAGAAAGUCAUGCAAACUAUGCAAGACAGCUAAAAUGAGAAGCGCUGGUGCAUUUUGCAUGUAUUUAUGAGUCGAUUUCCUUAAUCAGGGUUGACAAUCCUUGAACUGUGAUUAAGUGAUACUUAUAGUGUCUGAGAGAAGACACUCCAGAUGGUCAUUUGCAAAGCAGGACUCAUGCAGAGGCCCAUCACUGUGAAGAGACUUAGACUAUGUGCUAACCAGACAUAAUGCAAUAAGAUUUCAACAACAAGCAAUUUGUCUUUCUAUGUUGAAUGUUAAUGUGCUGUCGAUGGCACACAGUUGCAGUCAAUUAGAAUAUAUGUAAUAUUUAAUGUACAGUUAUGAGGAGUGAAAUUUUGGUCUAAUGAUGUUUCAUAUAGUGGGUGGCUGAUGUCGCACAAUCUGUCGCUUAUUUAUUUUGUGGUCACGCCUGAACUGGACAAAACCAGAAUUUACAUGGAAGAAAUUAAGCUUUGUA
This is a messenger RNA of Carassius carassius (crucian carp), 2774 nucleotides long. RefSeq names its product Golgi-associated kinase 1A-like. The record is from RefSeq and is a predicted model, not a curated record. Gene Ontology annotation, cellular component: Golgi apparatus. The coding region runs from base 275 to 2146 and encodes 623 amino acids. The transcript has 5 exons. Lineage: Eukaryota; Metazoa; Chordata; Actinopteri; Cypriniformes; Cyprinidae.